Messenger RNA from Medicago truncatula (barrel medic), 2046 nucleotides. RefSeq lists its product as uncharacterized. The transcript is spliced from 7 exons. NCBI's taxonomy places the organism in Eukaryota, Viridiplantae, Streptophyta, Magnoliopsida, Fabales, Fabaceae. The coding region runs from base 421 to 1875 and encodes 484 amino acids. The record is from RefSeq and is a predicted model, not a curated record.
GAAGUGGACCACAAAAGCAUCUGAUGGGAACUUAGAGAAGGCAGUACAACAGAAACAGAUGACAGACAACUCCAUUGCUGCCUCUCUCUUUCUCAGUCUCUCUGCUCAUUGAAAGUUGAAACAUAGAAAGAAUACUGUCACCAUUGCAAUUUAAAGCUUCUUUUUUCAACCCCACACAUAACUUGCUUACAGCUUCUUUCAACUCAGAAAUCAAGGACAACCCAUUAUGUAAAGAUUGCAUUUUUACUUCAUCAAGGACAACCCAUUUAUCAAAAAUGGAUUAUGAAAGGAUUCAAAAGCCUCAGCUUUCUAUGCUAUUUGGAAACUGAUAUAUCAAUGUAACAAUGUUAAAGUUGUUUACUUUUCUCGACUUUGCUGCAAAGUGGUGGUGGUGGAUUUUCACCAGGAAAAUUGAGGAGCAUGCUUCUUGGUGUGGAGAAGAAGAGGAAACAAGAGGAAGAGCUUGAUUCUAAUUUUACUCCGAGAUCUCGAGAUUCAGACAUGGAUGAAUCUGGUGGCAGCAGUUCUGAUCAUUGUAAAUAUGUAGAUGUUGUGAGUGUCCUUCCUGAAUAUUCAACUUCUACCGAUCAAACCUGUAACAUAGAGGCAGAUUGUGGUGACCGUUUGGCGAAGGCUAAUGCAGUAAUGACUUCAAGGAAUAGAAUCCUCGAAGACCCUUCUUUAGAUUAUGAUAGUGGGUAUGAUAGCAUGAUCAUGUCCCCAUCAAUGUUUGAAUUUCAAAAGGCUGAGCGUGCCCCACCACGAGUACCCGUGGGGCCUUUCUCAAAACCAGCACCAUCUAAAUGGGACGAUGCACAGAAGUGGAUAGCAAGUCCGACAUCAAACAGGCCAAAGACUGGACAAAGCCAGGUUCAAGGUGGGCAUGCAGUACCGCGUAAGGUUGGUGGUCUUGGAAGCCGGCAAGCUUCAAUGAAGGUUGUCGUUGAAGUUCCAGAUCAAAAAGAAAUUGGUUUAGAUGAACCGGAUACCAAACAAAUUGAUGCCAAUCAAACGAAGAUGGAAAGUGGCGGACAGAAGUUUGUGAAUUGGGAUGAUGACCCCUAUGCAAUUGCAGAUGCUUAUGCGGUUAGUCUCAGCCAGCAUAAUUCAUCUAUUGCUGCCCAGACUGCAGCAACAUUUGUUCCUCCCCCAUCAACAGCUCGAUCUGUGUCAAUGAGAGAUAUGGGAACAGAAAUGACACCUAUUGCUAGCCAAGAGCCAUCAAGAACAGGUACACCAGUAGGGGCAACAACACCAAUGCGUAGCCCUAAUUCUUCCAGGCCUUCUACUCCCACUAGAGCCGCCCCUUCAAUUUUUACCGAUCCAUGUAACGAUAAUCUGAAUCUUAACAAGAACGAGUUGUCUGAAAAGGAGCUACAAAUGAAAACCAGGCGAGAAAUAAUGGUCCUUGGGACACAACUAGGUAAAAUGAACAUUGCCGCCUGGGCUAGCAAAGAAGAAGAGGAUAAGGAUGCAUCCACUUCACUUAAAACAAAAAAUGCUGAACAACAAGCUAAGAGUGUCGUUGAAGCACGCGCAGCAGCAUGGGAGGAGGCUGAGAAGGCCAAAUAUAUGGCCAGAUUUAGGCGCGACGAGAUGAAGAUUCAGGCAUGGGAAAAUCAUCAGAAAGCAAAAACAGAAGCCAAGAUGAGAAAAAUUGAGGUAGAGGUUGAAAGAAUACGGAGUAAGUCACAUGAUAAGCUGAUGAACAAAUUAGCAGCUGCAAGGCACAAGGCUGAGGAAAAGCGAGCAGCAGCAGAAGCCGAUAAAAAUAAUCAAGCUGCUAAAACCGAGGAGCAAGCAGAAUAUAUCAGAAGAACUGGUCAUGUACCUUCUUCGUAUUUUUCAUUUUCUUGCUGCACUUGGUGCUCUUAAAGCGAGCCAUUCCUUGUUUCUUGUUAAUGUUUUGUUUUUCUAUAGGUGUUCAUUGCCUUUUGCUGCCUACGUCCAAGCAUGUUCAAUAUGCUUCUUGUAUUUUCUUCAUGGUCUAAAAUGAUAUAUUUUCUGCAUAAGAAAUUGUCAGUUAGAAGAGUUGCUAUUUGUCCA